CGUUCCGCGUUUUCGCAUGUUGUGGUGAACAGAUAAUGGAAUAAAAUAAUUCCAGUUGUCAGAUCAAUAAAAGUCGGUGAUUCAAGGAGAUCACGCGAUAUGGCCGAGUCUAAGAAAAGUGGUAAAAAGGCUCAAAAAUCAAGUACUGAAAGCAAGGUUGAUACUGGUGCUAACUCGAGUAGUUCUAGUGAUAGUGACCAGGAAGACAAAGAUGAAAGUGCAGGGCAGAUAGGCCGAGGGCUUGGUACUGCAGCUGCAAUAAAUCGAGAAGAAUAUCUACAAGCCUAUAGAAACCUCACGUUUGACAGAAAUCAAUUACAAAUGAAAAACAAUAUACUACAUCGGAGAUUAGCAGAAUAUUACAAAAAAAGAAAACUGGAGCAUGUUUUGAAGCCAUUAGAAGGUGCAGUCGAUUUAGAAGACAAAUAUCAACAAAAAUUGUUCUCCUACGAAGAACUAAAAGCAAAAGAAGAAAGGGAAAUUGCCGAUAUAAAAUCUAAAGUGCAUGCUGUGCAAAUACAAUAUGAAGACAAAUUGGAAAACACGGAAAAGAAAUUCAAUGGUCUACAACAUCUAGAAAGGUCUACAGGUAGUGGGCUUAUAUACUCAAAGAAAGGAAAGCCAAUAGCUGAUAAGACUGUGGAGCGUUUCUUGACCCUUCAGAGACGUAAAAGUGAACAAUCUUCUGCUUUAUGUCUCCGAUAUAUCAGAGUAAGAAACGCUGUCGCUGAACUGGAAGCGAUUGUGAGAAAACUGGAAAUGCUUGGUCCGGGACUUUACGUUGCACAAUACGAGCAGCUAUCUAUAGAUCACCAGAAUUUUAUGACUAAAAUUGAAGAGCGUGAUGAUGAAUUGAUAAGAAAUCGUACUAAAUGCACAGAGCAUAAUCAGAUCUUAGCUCAUAUAAGAGAAAAAAUGCAUCACACCGAUGAAGUAAUUGAUACAACCGAAUGUGAUCUGGGUGAUGCAGAAAUAGAGUUUCUACGCGCUAGAGAAGACCUCGGACAAGUAAAGAGUCGUCGCGACAGACUACGCUGGUCGCUUGAAGCAGAACGAAUGAAAGCGGGCAUGUUGACAAGGAGGGAUCUUUUGCGUGACUUCCAAGACGCUACAGACGAGGUGGGAAAAUUAAGACAGAAAAAAGAAUUACUGGAACAACAAAUUGCUGAUACUACUCGCAAGUUGAGAGAGGUACGAAAAUGUAUGCAACUACAACGUGGCACAAACCAAGAGGCUUCCAAUACUAACGUCUGAUUUUGAAACAGACGUUUGAAAUUAUAAAAAAAUAUUAUUCUAUAUAUAUAAAUAUUAUUCCUUAU
Messenger RNA from Achroia grisella, 1319 nucleotides. RefSeq names its product coiled-coil domain-containing protein 96-like. The coding region runs from base 100 to 1254 and encodes 384 amino acids. NCBI's taxonomy places the organism in Eukaryota, Metazoa, Arthropoda, Insecta, Lepidoptera, Pyralidae. Gene Ontology annotation, biological process: cilium assembly. Gene Ontology annotation, cellular component: axoneme; ciliary basal body. The transcript is spliced from 9 exons. The record is from RefSeq and is a predicted model, not a curated record.